This is a messenger RNA of Miscanthus lutarioriparius, 1602 nucleotides long. The record is from the annotation of a GenBank genome assembly. Lineage: Eukaryota; Viridiplantae; Streptophyta; Magnoliopsida; Poales; Poaceae.
AUGACGUUACUGGAGGAGUUGAUCCGGGCGAUAGAGCUCUGGCUUCGGAUUGCAAAGGAGCAGGUGCCCUUGGUCGAUCCCACCCUUGACCCAGUGUUACUUGUUCCUGGUAUUGCUGGCUCCAUCCUUGAAGCUGUCGAUGAGGAAGGAAACAAGGAGAGAGUUUGGGUGCGCAUCCUUGCUGCUGAGCAUGAGUUCAGAGAGAAGCUCUGGUCCAAAUUUGACGCCUCCACCGGUAAAACUGUUUCUGUUAACGAGAAAACAAGAAUUACUGUCCCUGAGGACAGAUAUGGUUUGUACGCCAUUGACACAUUAGACCCAGACCUGAUCAUUGGUGAUGACACUGUGUAUUACUAUCAUGACAUGAUAGUGGAAAUGAUUAAAUGGGGAUAUCAAGAAGGAAAAACUCUCUUUGGAUUUGGUUACGAUUUCCGUCAAAGCAACAGGCUCUCAGAGACACUUGACAGAUUUUCCAAAAAGCUGGAGUCAGUGUACGCAGCUUCUGGUGGAAAAAAGAUCAAUCUCAUUACUCAUUCAAUGGGGGGAUUACUUGUGAAAUGUUUCAUCUCUCUGCACAGUGAUGUAUUUGAAAAAUAUGUCAAGAGUUGGAUCGCAAUUGCCGCACCAUUCCAAGGUGCUCCUGGGUACAUAACUACUAGUCUGCUGAAUGGAAUAUCUUUCGUCGAAGGAUGGGAAUCAAGAUUCUUUAUUUCCAAAUGGUGUAUGCAGCAAUUGCUACUUGAGUGCCCAUCAAUCUAUGAGUUGCUGGCAAACCCUAACUUCAAGUGGAAAGACACCCCACUGCUACAGAUUUGGAGAGAGAAUUUGGAUAACGAUGGCAAGAAAAGUGCCCUGUUAGAGUCGUAUGAGCCUGAGGAAGCGAUUAAGAUGAUUGAAAAGGCUCUUUCCAGUAAUGAGAUCAUUGCUGAUGGCAUGCAUAUUCCGGUGCCCCUUAAUUUGGAUAUAUUGAAUUGGGCAAAGGAAACUUAUGAUCUUUUAAGCAGUACAAAGCUUCCGGAAUCAGUGAAAUUCUACAACAUUUAUGGGAUUGAUUAUGAUACUCCACAUACUGUCUGCUAUGGCAGUGAAAAGCAUCCGGUUUCAAAUCUUAGUCACCUCUUGUAUGCUCAGGGAAAAUAUGUCUAUGUUGAUGGUGACGGAUCUGUUCCCACAGAAUCAGCAAAGGCGGACGGAUUUGAUGCCGUGGCAAGAGUUGGGGUUGCUGCUGACCACCGGGGAAUCGUCUGCAGUCGCCAUGUGUUCCGGAUCGUCCAGCACUGGCUGCACGCCGGAGAACCUGACCCGUUCUAUGACCCACUGAAUGACUACGUUAUACUGCCAACACUCUACGACAUCAAGAAGCAUUGUGAGAAACAUGGGGACGUCACGUCAGUCACGGAGGACUGGGAGAUCAUCUCCCAGAGCGACGGCAAGACCAUGAGGCCAGGUGAGCUUCCUCCUAUGGUCAGCACACUGACCACAAGUCGGGAAGGCAAGGAGGGCGCACUGGAAGAAGCGCAGGCCACCGUGGUCGUUCACCCGGAGAAAGAAGGGCGGCAGCAUGUGGAAGUUAGGGCUAUUGGUGUCAGCCAUGGUGGCUAA